Molecule: messenger RNA, 3324 nt
Organism: Kazachstania africana CBS 2517
Lineage: Eukaryota; Fungi; Ascomycota; Saccharomycetes; Saccharomycetales; Saccharomycetaceae
Gene: TRS130
Product: transport protein particle complex II subunit TRS130
Exons: 1
Coding region: 1-3324 (1107 amino acids)
Biological process (GO): intra-Golgi vesicle-mediated transport; early endosome to Golgi transport
Cellular component (GO): TRAPPII protein complex
Source: RefSeq, a predicted model, not a curated record
AUGGACCAGGAUGCCGAUGGAACAUCAAUUAUAUUGAGUUAUUUUGAUCCCUUUGAUCUUUUUGAAAGUAUCAGGGACGAAUUCAGGAAAAUCUUCCCUUUAGAAAAUGUCCAUUGGAAGUCCCCAGCUGGCUCAAUUAGGACCAUUGGUAGACUUCCAGUCAGCUUACACGCAGCAAAUCACAAUGGGCAUGGAAAAUUAGGUAUGAACAGUCCCUUCAUUAAUUUUAUCAUCGUAAAUUGUAUAUCUGUCGAUGAAUAUCGGUCGAAAGUUCGUCCACUUAUAAGGCAAUGGCUGCCGGAAGUACAAGGACAGGAUACAGGUAGUCAACAUGAAUUACAGCUGCCAAGUGUGCCCAUUAUCUUCUUAUAUGCUAAUGCUGAAAUCAUUGAUAUUAAUAUCUUCAAGACAAUGUCUAUAAUGGAGAAAAUUGAAAAGGAUUUCCCUGACGUACAAGCGCUAGAGUUAAAGUCUGUAUACAAAUCUCCCAAGGAAAAAGAAGCAUUUUGGAAUCAAUUGAGCCAGAAUAUCAAGUCAUAUUUGUUGAAGAUAUUUCAGCAACGCUUAGACUAUUUAAAAAACGACCUUGGUAAACAUCACGGUCAACCUCCAAGCGUUGAACAACUAGUAAUACAGGAGCGAUUAUUAGAUUUAUACUCAGAAUUUAACAUUGUAGACGAAGGAAUUAGUCAACUGUCCAUGAUCAAAUCAUUACUAAGAAAAUUGUUGCUGAUGAAUGAUACCCUAAAGCUGAAAGAUCAUAAACUUGAGAACCAUUUUGCUGUCUCCUCAGAUGAAAACUCACAAAUAUCAGUAUCUGAAAGCUUGAAAAAUGGAACUUUGACCGAAUACGGCUAUCAUAAAUACUUUUUCGUUAAAGAACUUCACUUUUUAUUGCAUAGUGAAUUGAAUGCAACAGCUUACUUGAAAGUUUACAAAUUACUCCGGACUUUCCUGGGAACCAUUGAAACUUCAACUCUAAAAAACAACGUGAAUUAUUUAAACUUCAGGUACUCAUUUUUGGAAUUUAUGAUAUCUUUGGUAUCCUCGGAGAAAAUGGUUCAAUCACCAAUUCUUGAUGAAGUAAAAGGUGAACUGCUACUAUUAAAACGUGACUGUUGGAUAGAAAGUGUUCUUGCAAGUACAGAAUUUAAAUUACAUGGUAGAUCUGUUACUAUGGAUACUCAAUAUAAGUUUGACAAUCUGCCCAAAACUGAAGAUGACUUUCAUGACAAAAUUAUCAAUUCUAGUAAAGAGAUUAUUGAAAUUUUCAGUAAGUGUGCAAAGAGGAGAAGACAAAGAACAAUCGAUUAUUUGACAAUUGAAAUAGGGUUAUUACAUUUUCAGAGAAAGGAAUAUGAAAAUACCAUCAUUUUAUUUGUGUCAUCUUAUGAAUUUUAUAUUCAAUCAAAUUGGAAUUUAAUAGGACUUAAAAUCCUAAAAGUUUUUAUUCAAUCAUUAUUGAACUGUUCAAAUAUCACUACAUUACAAAUUGAUGAUGCUUCUAUUUCUGUUUCAGAUGUACUAAAGAAUGCAUUUCUCAACUUAGUCAAUUUGUCUGAAGAUCUUGAAGAAAAAAUUUUAUACUGGCAGAAGUUCCUUGAGCUAUCCACUACAGCAGAACAGAAGAUUAUAUUUCCAGUGAAAAGUUUAUUUAACAUUGAUGUUGACGAUUGCAUAGAUUUGCUGAGACCUAAUGUUUACGGGAUUGGUCUACAUGUCAAAAGCAUAUUUACUGAGAAUUUCGAAAUUGAUAGCAUAAUAUUCAAGUUGAAGAAUAGUGAUCAUACAAUAACAUUUCGUGCUUUUGAUGUUAAUAUUAAAUUAUCCACUAUUGAAAGUACCAUCGUACUAGAGACUAAUGAAAUAUCAUUUGGCGAUUUUGUUCCCGUGGCCAUAGAAAUCAGUAUAAAAGGCAACGUAUUUGUUCAUAAUUUUCCAUCAAACAACAAUAAGAAAUAUAUUAGCAUACUUCCAUUAUAUGAUGGAAACAAUGUUUCAUUGCAUUUACAACAGGCUCGUAGCCUAAAGUUAGGUCAAUAUGCAUUGACUGCGAACCUAAAUAAUCCCUGUAAUGCAGAGAAUAUACAUCUUGAUAUGGUCGUGGUAAAAGAAGAUAGUUCCGAACCAUUUCCGAUAACUUUUGAAGAGGACGCUGACGUUCCGUAUCUAAAAAUUCAAGAUCUGUCAUUUACUUCCAAGAAAAUUGAAUACUUUCCCUCGAGGCAAAUUACCUCUUUCAAAUUAAAAGUCACUUUAUCCUUUGAUAUAGGCCGUAUCCAUUAUAAAGAAAUAAACACUAUAGAAAUCAAUUGUUUUCUACCUAUAUCGGUAUCUGUGGAGGAUAUAUUCAAGAAAAGUUUAUUUUUCUUCAAAUUUCUGCUAAAUACUUCGAUAAAGGAAGUACCAUUAUUGUUACAUAGCAGUAAAUUGAAGGCAGAUGCUGAAACAAAAUAUGACCUAUCUGGCGACUUCGAACCACCUAAGCCAAUUAUCUUAAGAUCGAACGUAACCGAAAGCUGUUUGAACUGUUAUCAAAUAAAGUGUGCUGAUAAAUUCGAUCGUAAGGACAUUUUUCAUUUAAAUAUUAAAUACAAUUCAUUGAAGGAGUACUUGGAUUUAAUCGUUACUAACUCAUUCCUACUGGGAGAAAAUGAUGAAGAGUCAAUGGACACUUUCAAGAAAUGGCGCCUAAUAUGGAAAAAUUAUGUUCUUGACAAGAUAAGCUAUGACUUUGAUGUAUUUGAUAAAGAACGUACUGUGAAGCUAUGUUCAUCUGAAGCCAUAAUUAACAAGAUUAUUUUCAUGCUCAAAAAGCCGGCUAUCCUGGAUCCAGAUAUGAAGAAGAUGAUGAUAAACUGUAUAGAGAGAUUAGUUAUUGGUAUCCCUGCGACGCAUAUCGAUGGGACCAAAUAUUUCAAAUCACUGGAACAAAAAGAAUUGAGUUUACCUGUGGAACUUCCAGAAUUCGAUCAAUUCUUCUUCGUCGAAUUUGUGCCGAAAGAACCUACUUCAAAGGUUCUGGAAGCUGGAGUCCCUGUACCAUAUCAGAUUACUAUCGAGAAUCUAGAAUGCGAAUGGAAUAGGUCUGGCAUUGAAAAAUUCGAAAAUGUCUUCGAAAUAUCAAGUAGUAACGAAUGGUUGGUGAACGGAAAAAAGAGAUUUCUCAUUCCGGAACAAUCACAAACUGUAAGCUACGAUGUAUCUUUAAUCCCAUUGAAGAAGGGGUAUCUUUCCUUCCCAGGUAUUGAGAUAACAAACACAAGAGAUGGGGCCACGAGAAUUGAUUAUGUCAAUGCCUUCGAUUCCAUACUAGUUCUCUGA